AUGGCCACAACUGGAACAGAAUGUAAUCCAGUUGUGACUAUAACUAUGGCCACAACCAGUGGUGAUCACCAUCAACCCAAUGGAAUUAAGAAUGUAGUAACUGCUCCAGUGAAUGUGAAUGAGAUGUUAAAGCAGUUAAAGGGUCCCAGUGAGUCCGACUCUGAUUCUUCGACAUCUGACUCUGAUUCUUCAACAUCUGACUCUGAUUCUUCGACAUCUGACGAAGAAUCGAAUUCAAACGAAGCUCUUCGUCAUAGUUCGACAUCAGACACAGAAUCAGAGGACGACCAGUCCAUAGAUGACGAGAGUGACGCAAAAGAAUGGGAACUUCUAGAAAGGUUGGAACAAACACUGAUCUACGCUUUAAAGCUUUAA
Molecule: messenger RNA, 375 nt
Organism: Uloborus diversus
Lineage: Eukaryota; Metazoa; Arthropoda; Arachnida; Araneae; Uloboridae
Product: aspartate and serine-rich protein-like
Exons: 2
Coding region: 1-375 (124 amino acids)
Source: RefSeq, a predicted model, not a curated record